This is a messenger RNA of Sparassis crispa, 2002 nucleotides long. RefSeq names its product SET domain-containing protein. The transcript is spliced from 3 exons. Gene Ontology annotation, molecular function: protein binding. The record is from RefSeq and is a predicted model, not a curated record. The annotation marks the transcript as partial. Lineage: Eukaryota; Fungi; Basidiomycota; Agaricomycetes; Polyporales; Sparassidaceae.
AUGCCAACUGAUGCGACCGAGGAGGAGGCGGCUGUGGGGUUGCUCGUUCUGAACUCUGGAUCCUCUCGAGAUACUGUGUCCACCGUCCCCCUCAAGCGCAAGUCUCUCGCUCCCGAACCAGAGCCUCCUGCGGCCGACACUAUCACCUGCAUCUGCGGCUUUGCCUACGACGACGGCUUUUCGAUCGGGUGCGACUCAUGCUCGCGGUGGUGUCAUGCGGCCUGUUUCGACAUCGUCGAUUCGCAGAUCCCGGAGGAGUGGGAGUGCUGGGUCUGUCGUCCGCGGGCUGUGGACAGGGAGCAUGCGGUGAUGAUCCAGAGGGCUCGCCAGAGGGCGGCGGCGGCGCACUCGCAGGCUGAUAAGCCCAAACGGCGAGUGAGUUCUGGCAUCGAGCGCAAGCGUAGGCCGAGUGUCGCCGCCACCGCAGACGGUGGCAAGCGCAAGCAGAGGCGCAGUUCGGUCAAUACGCACCACACCGAGGACGAGCACGUCGACAUCGACGAGCCCUGGACGCUCAGUUAUGUGUCCAUCGACAAGGACAUCGUCCCCAGCGACGACACCCGCGACAAACUCCGGCGCGUGGCCACACACUGGCGCGGCGUCACCGCCCUCGAAUCCAAUGCAAUCCUGCCUACGCCACCCAUCGGCCUCGCCCAGCUGCCCCUCUCCUCCCUGUCCCAUCCCUCGAUGUUCUCCCACACCAACCUCUCCGUCCGCCCGCCGUCUUACGCCAUCCAUGCAUCGCAACCCAUCCCUUCCACGAACUUCAUCUCGCCCUUCACGUCCACAGUCAUUCCCUCGACCGCCUACCUCUCCGAUCCCCUGAACGCAUAUGCCCACCUCGGAAUGCCCAAACCAUUUGUGCAUUUACUCGGACCGCCGCUUGACGUGGCUCUUGAUGCGCGCUUCACUGGCGAUCAAGCGCGGUUCGUCAGGAGUGGAUGCCGACCAAACGCGGUCCUCCGACCCAUGAUCUGUCGCGGAGAAGAUAGCACGCUGAGGUUUGGUAUUUUCGCGUUGCGAGAUGUCAAAGCCCAUGAGGAGGUGGUGCUUGGCUGGGAGUGGGACGAUGGAAACGUUAUUCAUCACCUCCCUGCACUCAUCGAGAGCCCGCAUACGUUCCCUCCGCGGCAGAUCGACUACUUUCGGCUCCAAAUGACAUCCAUGCUGCACGCCCUCUCGUCCACCUUCACCACGUGUGCGUGCGGGGCCUCUGCGAGCGACUGUGCCCUCAACCGCAUGGCGGCGUUCGUCGAUGGGCAGACGCCACCUACGCCGUCGCCCUCACCCCCGACGAACUUUGACACUAACUUCUCCGGCCCUCAUGCAGUCUUCGAACCCCAUCGUGCCGUAUCGGAGGUACGGGAAGGGGAGAAUGCAGGUUCCGGAGAUUUAAAGGUCGACCUGGGUCCCUUGAUCGGCGUGGAGAGGGGCUUCAGGACGAGGGAGCGUGUGCCGCGUGCGGGCGGCAUCGGCGGCGUAGAGAUGGUGCCGUCAUCUCCCUCUCAGGCAGACUGCACUUUUGAACAAAAUGCUAGCCCUUCGACGGUCAUUUCGAACGAAGUGCACACCAACGAGCGCCGCGAGACGAGCAACACCCCGCAGCGGGUUCCUGUACCAGAAGCCGCGGAGACCACAAGGACCACGAAGUUCAAGUCUAAAGAUCGGAAAGGGAAGGGAAAGGCGACAGAUGAGGAGGUAACCGUGAAUGAGGACUACGAGCGACCGCGCCGUGAUCGCCGGCGCGUCACCAUCGACCCCGCCUCAAUCUCCCCGACCUCUGAUCACUUCCGAUCACCCAACGCCAUGGACGUGGACCGAGAUGAAAUGUUGUUGCCGCCGAGGAUGCGCAAAGCCUGGAUCCACAAAAGCUUCGAGGCCUUGCGGAAUUCGAUCGCGCACGAUGCACACGUGCGCGGGGACAUGGGCAGUUCGAGCGGCACCGGAGACGGGGAGGGACAGGCACAGGCUGAUAGUAUGGAAGUAGAUGAUAGCUCCGCUG